CCCAUAUCCUCACCUGUCAGUCAACAUCUGUGGUUGUAGGAGUCUGUCUGCCUGCAAUUGCUCGCCGGUUCUUCACUCAACCCUCUCCGAUACAUUACCCUCCCUGACCCUCAAAGUGGCUUCGCACAGCUAAGCUACUCCACCCACCCUCUACGCAAUACACCCUUUGGUCAACUCGAAACGGUUUAUUCUGAAACAUGGCAUCCGAAGCAGUUGCUAGCUCUGCCACCGAGGGCCUGACCCCCGCGCAGCAGCUCGCCCAACAGCACGAGAACAACGACCACCACGUCACCGUCGAGGAUGUCCCUGAUGAGGAGGACAUCCCACACCCUCCCCCUUCGGCUGCCAAGUCUGCCUCUGCCGACGCCCCUCUGAGCGAGAAGGCUGCCGGUAAGCAGAAGGCUGAGGAGCCCGCUCCUGCCCCCAAGAAGCCCGCACUCAAUACUCAGUCCGAGGAGGCCUUCCCAGCUCUCGGUCCCGUCAAGCCGCGCGCGCAGGCUCCUGUCCCUACCUGGGGCAAGAAGCCAGCUGCUGUCUCUUCCUAUGGUGCCAAUGGCAGCAACGGCAACUCUGGUGCAUCCACCCCCUCUGGUCCUGCUAUCCGUGGUCCUGCUAUCGCAACUAUGAACCUCCCCGGCAAGCACACCGAGCGCAUCUCCUUCUCCACCGCUCAGUUGACGCCGCGCCAGCAGCUCAAGAAGCCUGUCGGCGAGAUCAUCCGCGAGAUCAACAGGCGCUCCAAGGCCAAGCUCGAGCAGAAGACAGGACCCCACGGACAGAUCAUCUUCGAGUCUACCGGUCCUGUUGACGCUGUAAGGGAGUCUCUCAGGGAUAUUGCCAACGAGGUUGGAAGCAAGCAAUCCGUCGACGUCCCUGUCCCUGCAUCCGUCCGCGCCCACAUCAUCGGUCGACAAGGAUCCAAGAUCCAGGAAAUCAGCAAGCGCACCGGCGCCCGCAUCCAGGUCCCCAAGGCAGAGGCUGGUGAGGAUGAGGAUACCGUUGUCAACGUUCACAUCGAGGGCAAUGCUCUGACCGCCGAGAUGGCCCGUCGCGAGAUCGACGCCAUCGUCAACGAGCGCACAUCGACCGUCAACCUGCGUCUGAAGGACAUUCCCGCCGAGUUCUACCCUUUCCUUGCUGGUCCCCAGAACAGGCACACCGACAACCUGACACAAGGCAAGGACAUCGACAUCAAGAUCCCUGAGUACUACACAUGGCAAUCGCAGGCACCUCCUCAGAACGCCCGCAACCAACCCGGCAACUUCGUUCCUCAGGCCGACUUCCCCAUCCGCAUCUCGGGAGAGCGUGUCGCGGCCCAGCAAGCACAGGCCGAGCUUGAGCGUCGCGUACAGCAGCUCCGCCAGCGAUUGGCCGUGGACCAGCGCUCUAUCGAGCGUGGCCGUCAUCAGUUCCUUGUUGGCGACCGUGGUGGCUCUCUCCACGACUUCUUGGAAGAGACUGGCUGCAGUCUGGUCCUGCCCCCUAGCUCGGACGACAGCGAGGAAGUCUACAUCGUUGGACCCCCUGACAGGAUUGAGCAGGGUAUCAACAAGCUCGAGGAUCUUGCUGCUAGCAUGACCAUGGCUACUGCUGAUGCCACUCGUGAGCACCGUGGCCCCAACGCACAGGCACACGCCCACAACCUGACGCGCUACCUGCGCCAGCGUAAGGCUUUGGCUGAGCUGGAGCGCCUACACGAGGCUAGCAUUGUCGCUCCUAAGGACCGCGAUGGCCCGACCGGCUACGAGAUCUACGCUCGUGACGGCAAGAACAGCAUGAAGGCUCGUGGCGACAUCAUGAGCGUUUUCGGUGCUCACCCUCCCAGCAGGUUCUCUACCCUCGACGUUGACCCCUUCUACCACGACUUCCUACGUCAAAAGCCAGCUCCUCAGAUUCGCCAGGACACUGGUGUACACAUCGUCUUCCCUGAUGAAGAGGAGGAGUCACCCGAGCUCAUAUUGGUUUACGAAAGCCGUGACCCGUACGAGUCGUACUCCAUCCCUCGCGGCAAGCCCCAGAACGACGAGAUCAAUGCCUACAAGAAGGCUCUACAGGAGGCUUCCGAUCUCAUCCACCGUCUCACAAAGAACCAGCCCCAGAUUGCAUCUCGCGACCUUGAGGCUAGCCAGAAGUUCCACCGUAAGAUUGAGCAGUUCGUUAAGGAGGAGCAGGCGGGUCUUGCGCACGACCAGGUUCCUGUCCAGAUUCUGCUCGGUGAGCGACGGCCUGAUGCUGCCAGCCGCUCGAAGGACAGCUUUGCCAUCCGUGGACCUUCCAGCGCUGUUGACGACCUGAACGCUAAGAUCUUGGCCUUCAUCGAGCAGGCUGAGAAGGAUGAGCUUGAGCGUGGCCACAUCACCACAUUCGACUACCCCCAAAAGUACGCCAGCCACCUCGUUGGCAAGGGUGGUGAGAACAUCCAGAAGCUGCGCCAGAAGUUCGAUGUUGAUGUCCAGAUCGACGAUGGCAAGGUCACACUCAAGGGACCUUCACAGAAGGCCGAGGCCUGUAAGAAGGAGAUUCUUAGCCAGGCUAAGAAGCUUGAGGACGAGGCAACUCAUAUUCUCAAGAUCAGGCCUGAUUUCCACCGCGAGCUCAUUGGGGCUCAGGGCAAGCAGGUCGAGCGUCUGCAGACACGCUACGGUGUUCGUGUCAACUUCCCCAGAAGGGCUAAGAAUGAUGACAAUGCCGAUGCCGCAUCCCAGCAAAAUGCGAAGGGUGGUCAGAAGUCUGAUGAAGUUAUUGUCCGAGGACCCAAGAAGGGUGCUGAUGAGGCUCGCGACGAGAUUCUCAGCCUUCUCCAGUACAUCGUUGACAACUCCAACACCGACACUAUCUCUGUUGCUCAGAGCCAGAUUCCUCAGCUGAUCGGCUCUGGUGGUCGCGAGAUGGAGAACCUUCGCCUCACCACCGGUGCUCAGAUCGAUGUUCCUGGUGCUCGUGAGGGUGCUGAUCCCUCCGGUCGCGCUGAGAUCAAGAUCAAGGGCACUAAGCAGCAGGUCCAGGAGGCCAAGAAGAUCCUCCAGGAGCGCGUCAAGGUCUUCGACGACACCGUCACUGAGACCCUUGACGUUGACCGCAAGCUUCAUCGCAACCUGAUCGGUGGUCAGGGUGCCAACAUUCGCCAGAUCGUCACCUCGGCUGGUGGACCUGAUAACUCUCGUGACCUUGCUCGCAUGGUCCGCUUCCCUAAGCAGGACACUGACGGUGACUCCAACACCAUCCGCGUUGAGGGCCCUAAGAGCGUUGUUGAGAAGAUUGUUGCCGCCAUCAAGGCUCAGGUCUCAUCUCUUGAGAAUCAGACCACUGAGAUCCUCGAGGUCUCUCCUGACAAGCACCGCCUAUUGAUCGGCCGUGGUGGCGAGACCCGUCGCUCGCUCGAGUCACAGUUCAACGUCCAGCUGGACAUCCCCAAGCAGACCACACAGGGUGCUGCCCGCAGUCAGGUCAAGAUUACUGGUGAGUCCUCAGCCGUCGAGAAGGCCAAGGAGCACAUUCAGGAGCUCGUCAAGGGUCAAGAGGGUGAGACUGUCGACGUCCCCCGUCACCUCCACCACGUCAUCUCCGACAACGGUCAAUUCUUCCGCCGUCUCCGCAACAACCAGAAGAUCACCGUCGACCACGGCAACCAGCAGCCUCCCCCCAAGCCUGCCCAGACCGAGGCCGGAAAGUCAAGGAAGGGCGCUAACGGCGCUUUGCCCUUGAUCACCGACGACGCUACUUCUGGUGCUGACGAGCACUCCUGGGAGCUCAUCGACAACAACGCCGUCGAAGAAGGUACCGACACCUCCGCUACCAUCCCCUGGAUUCUUCGCGGCCCUGCCGAGAACAUACCCAAGGCACGCCAGCAGCUCGAGGAUGCCAUCAAGGCCGCAUCCAAGCCCAGCUCUACCGGCUUCCUGAUCCUGCCCGACCCGCGCAGCUACCGCCUCGUUGUCGGCUCCGGCGGCAGCACGAUCAACAACCUGCGCAAGGAGACUGGUACCAAGAUCCAGGUCCCCCGCGAUCAGGCUAAGGAUGAGGCGAUCGAGAUUACUGGCUCGAGGGAGGGGUGUGAGCAGGCGCGCCAGAUGAUUCUGGAUAUCAUUGCUAAGGGCGGCAACGGCCGCGGUCGCCGUGAUGAGUAGAGAGUGAUCGGCUGAGGUUGAUAUAUCAUGAUAUGUUUGUUCUUUUAGCAUGGGUGGAGCGAUUUGCGUUCAAGAUACACAGGUCGUGGGUGAACAAUGUGUGACCUUUUAGUUAGGGAAUAAAAGUUUGACCUACC
Messenger RNA from Macroventuria anomochaeta, 4264 nucleotides. Its product is annotated as RNA binding effector protein-like protein Scp160. The record is from RefSeq and is a predicted model, not a curated record. Lineage: Eukaryota; Fungi; Ascomycota; Dothideomycetes; Pleosporales; Didymellaceae. Gene Ontology annotation, cellular component: nucleus; cytoplasm. Gene Ontology annotation, biological process: nuclear division. Bases 198 to 4127 code for a protein of 1309 amino acids. The transcript is spliced from 3 exons. Gene Ontology annotation, molecular function: mRNA binding.